Molecule: messenger RNA, 4974 nt
Organism: Dunckerocampus dactyliophorus (ringed pipefish)
Lineage: Eukaryota; Metazoa; Chordata; Actinopteri; Syngnathiformes; Syngnathidae
Gene: tmem198aa
Product: transmembrane protein 198a
Exons: 8
Coding region: 434-1603 (389 amino acids)
Biological process (GO): positive regulation of canonical Wnt signaling pathway
Cellular component (GO): cytoplasmic vesicle; plasma membrane
Source: RefSeq, a predicted model, not a curated record
AGACACAGACAAACACAAAGAGAGCACAUCGAGAGCGCUUUAUGAGAAGGCAGUGUGAUGUAAACAUGGAAUAAAAAAACAUUUCCCAGCUUCCUGGCGAUUAUGGAGAGAGAUUCGGAGAGAUUUUCCAAGUGUGGAUGAGAGCCGUGUUUCGUUUCAGCGGAGUUCUUCUUUCGGUUGACAAUAGUGAAAUGAAACGUGGGCUUUUUCGAGCUGACCCAGCGGACAAGUGGAGAUCUUUCGUGGACAAAGCAGGAAACACUCGAAGAUGUUGCCUUUUUUGAGGUGGCUACUCUCUGCUGUACCGUGGUUCCAAAUAGACUUCUGGUUGCCACAUCUCAACAGGUGAGGCCCAUUGAUCUAGCGCUUCUGCACGACCUCUCCGUCCCUCGCCACCAGACUCCUCUGCUAAAAGCUGGCUCCCCUCACGUCGAUGGCCAUGGCCUCCACUGGCCGACUGCUGGGUCUGGCUGAGCUGGGGCUGAAAUGUGACCAGGAGAUUGAAAGGCGAUAUGAGAUUGUGCCCUCUGUGGUGUGCUCCAUGAGCUGCCUCUUUGGAAUCAUCUACUGCUUCUUUGGCUAUAGAUGCUUCAAGGCCGUGUUGUUCCUCACAGGCCUCAUGUUUGGCUCUGUGGUCAUCUUCAUGCUGUGCUACAAAGAGAGAGUGAUGGACACUCAGCUCAGCAUAGAGGCAUCAGUGGGCAUCGGUCUUGGUAUCGGGACCUUGUGUGGCCUGGUCACCAUGUUGGUUCGCAGUGUCGGGCUGUUCAUGGUGGGGCUGCUGCUGGGCCUGUUGGUUGGCGUGGCUUCACUGGUGGUCAUGGAGGAGUUUUACCAUCCCAAAACAGUCUGGGUUCCUCUGGGAAUUCUCUUGGGCUCCGGAACCCUGUUUGCUGUCCUUACUCUUCAGUGGCAACGCUGCUUCGUAACUUUGUCCACAGCCACCUUCGGCUCCGCCAUCAUCACGAUCACAGUGGAUUAUUUCAUAGAGCUGUUUGCGAUGGUCAACUAUGUGUACGAGAGACUCAAGGUGGCACCCAAGAAGCCAGUGUGCUGGUUCACAUGGGUCAUUAUGGGGGUGUGGCCUGUCCUGGCCCUGCUCGGAGUGCUGAUUCAGUGGAAAGUCACAGCAGAGGGGUUUUCUCACACGGAAGUGGUUCUGAGUCGACAACAAAGGCGAGUCCAGCUCAUGCGCAUCCGGCAGCGAGAAGAGCGGCUCAAAAAGGAGAACGAGAACAAGAAGAAGAAAAAACAACAGACGCAGAAGAGCAGCCAGAAGCAGAAGGCCCACAGCCUUCACCACCAGCAGUACCACCACCCGGGGACGUCGAACCCUCAUCACCCGGCCCGCAGCUCGCAGACCCCCAAAAUACCUCCCUCGCAGACGGAACCCGGCUUCCAUCGUAAGCCCAACCCCAAAAAGCGCUUUGAAGGAGACGUGCUAUCACCGAGCUACAUCCGCAGUUUCAGGGACAGACAAACGGACAGACGAGCGUACUCCCAGAGUCGAAUGAUGAGCCGCUCCAGGAUGGCUGAACUUGACUAUGACUGCGGCUCCCAAGUACCCCUCACAGCACCCUCUGGGCCGCCGGUUCGCAUCUGAUGCCUGACCAUGCGCACCCCCUCCUCUAAAACACACCCCAAUGACAAAAGGCUGAGUGUGUUGCCAAGGUGGUCGGGCAUGUGUCGACACGGCCUGUUUGCCUUUCCCGUUUAAAGCCACAAGAGAGCCGGAACUGCAUCACAAGAUGAGGAGCUGCAUGUCACGUCUGCUGUUCUCUAGGUUGAAGUUACAGGAGGCGAGAGAGGCAGGAAGCAUGGACUUGCCCAGUGCAACUUUUAAUUUAAUGUCUGAACUUUUUUUUUUUUUCCCCAAAGAGUCAUGUUUGGCGGCUUCGAGGGAAGCUGCCACCUUCAGAAGUUGCCUCAGCUGAAAGAAAGCGAAAGGAGGAAGUUUAUUUCCUGCUCGUGUUUUCACUGGAAUAUUUAAUUGUCCCCUCUUUUGCACUCUCCCUCUGCAAGAUGUUGUCAUCUCAUUUGUUGGCUGUUAGGUGUAGUCAUCACUGGCACUGGUCACUACAGUAGUCCAUUGCACAAACAUGUACUUUUUUUUUUGCUUCAUUUAAAUUGUAAACUUAUGUUUGCCCUUUUCCUUGUUAAUACAUUGGAACAUUAUGGAGGGAAAUUUGUGUCUUUUUAUCCAAUCAAACGAAACAAAAGUGGAAAUCAAAACAAUUAUUUGCAAACAAAAAAAAUACUGAAAAUUUAAAAAAAAAUUAAAAAAAUAUAACAAUUAACAAUAAAAAAAAUAACUAAUAAAAUAACAAUCAAAUGUUAGGAAAAUUUUAGGAAAUGCAAUCAAAAUUGUUAUUUUCAUCAGAACAAUUUCUUGAUUAAUAUUAAAGAAAGGCAGCAUUUAUAAAAAAUAUAAUUGGUAAAAAAUAAUGUUUGCAAAUCCAUUUUUUUUGCAAAUAUUUUUUUAGAAUUUCAAAUCCAUUUUUUGUUUGAUUUAAUACUGUAAGACACAAACUUCUCUCCAUAGGACACAGAGUCAGCAACGCGUAGUGUGCUUUGUUUGCACGCUCAAUUUUGCAGAACGAUACGGUACAGGCAGACUCUCUUAAAGUUUGCAAAGUGCAAUAUUGUACGAAAACCAAGGCAACAUUUUCGCCAAAAACGGAAUCAUACGAAAACCGAGGGUGGAGCAUAUGUCUUUCUCUUCUCUUUCUAUUCUGUAAUUCUGUUUUAAACAACAAGCACACAGGAAAUGGUUGUCAUAUACCGGCCCCAAAAGGAAAUAGGCAACAUGCAAUGAAAUGUGCUGCAGCGUUGGUGCACACACACAAACUGUGUGGCCGCGAUGGAUCGUACCAAAUACUGACUAAAGCUAGGGGGGUUGUUUACAAUGUAUAUGUAAUAAUGUGAGGGCUUGGUUCUACUUUUGUGCGGUCAAUACACUGGUAAAUGGAAUCUAUAUAUACAGUACAACAUAAUGUCAUCACGCAUGAGAAUGAAGUUGAUGAUGGAGGCUGUGAGAGGGAAGGAGUUGCAAUGGCGCCCUCUUAUGUUUACAACUGGACUGUGUUUUGUUUUUGUUUUUUUUAUUUUUAGGUUUUCUAAAUUCUUGUUCUGGGUACCAGACAAUGGACAUGAUAUGUUUUGUUGUAUUUUUUUUUAUAUUUUUUGCCAUCCACUGCUUAGUAGCUAUGACCAUUUAAUUGUUUGUACAUCUUGUAGAUGUUUUCAGAUUGCACUGAGGUCAAUGCAGAAGUGCUACAAAAUAUCUUGCAGCGGUGUAAAAGUUGCACAUCUUUGAGGGGCACGUUGUGUUCGUCCGUGCAUGAGAGUCCUUGUCCAACUGUUGUGUUUUCCUGGUGUCGAUGUGUCUCCGUGCAACGUGUCCUCGUAAGAAUUUAGCAGAAAUGACGCAACUGGAACGCAAUGUUAACGUUCAAAUUUGACGGUUUCCGUCAAUCGGCACUCCGAAAAAAACAUGGCGGUCGCGACAGAUUGAAACUCAGGGUGGGCAAUACUGUCAGUUUUGGUAUGGAUUCGAUACCAAGUGAAUGCAGGGCCAGUAUUGCCGAUGCUGAUACACAAUUUUUCCGUUGAGGGAUUUUGUGAUUUUUUUUUUUAAACGUCUUUGUGAACUUAGAAAGUGUUAAUUAAUUAUAUAAAAUAAUUAAUACUAAACAAUAAUAAUAAAUUAUACACAAUUGUAAAAAUAUUAAAUAAAAACUUUAACAAUAAUACAAAAAAAUUGUAAAACCUCAAAAAUGCAAAUAAAAUUUAUAAUUUCAUGAGAAUCAUUUUAAAAUUUGUAAACAAAAGCAGCAUAAAAAAAUGAAUGAUUUUAAUCUUAUUUGUGAACUUUGAAAUGAAAAAAUAAUGUAAUUAGUUAAUUACAUUACAUCAAUUUUGGAUAAUCAUUAAUAAUAAUAAAAUAUACUAAACAUAAUUUUAAAAAAUAAUAAAUAUUUAAAAAUAUUUUUUUUUGCAGAACUUCAGAAAAUGCAAACAAAAUUGUUUCAGAACCAUUUUUAAAUUUGUAAACAAAAGCACAUUUUAAAAAAUUAUUUGGCAAUUCUUUUUUUUCAUUAAUUUCAAAUUUCUGGCCCUUUUUUUUUUAUUAAUUUCAAAUCCAUUUUUUGUUUGGAUAAAAAGACAAAUUUCUCUCCAUUGGGCAAGUGAGUCAUCAACACCUAAGUUCAUAUUUGACAUAAAACUAAAUUCUUAUGAGGAAAGGCGAUUGCUUUGUGUUUUUGUUGACUUGUGGCAUCCAAAUUGCUUUGUGGGUCUUCAAAUUCAUCUCAGUGUAGUUCUCCCAAAUAUAGAAAUAUAUGUAAAGGACAAAACGUUGUCUCCAUGAGGUCUCUUCUCACGUCUGUGUUUAACGUGUCCAGGAAAAGGGCUUUGAAAAGGCAUGAAGUCAUGUUGUAUUCAAUGUUUGUCAUGUAAUUCAUUGUCAGAAUUUUGCAUUUCUGUCUUCUUUUGCUGGACUCCUUUUUAACAUGGCUUUGUGUUGUAUUGGGAGACAUAUUGACAGGCCUUUUAAAAAAAGAACUAGCAAAGAAGACUCAUUACUUUGUUGAAUCAUUAUCUGCAGUCCUUGCAGAAUAUGCUGAGGUAGCGCUUUCAUUGUAGAUAUUGAUCUGUAAAUACUUUUUAAAUGUAUUGUAUUGAACGUUCGCUUGAUGUUUACGCCAUGGUCUUGUCGAUAUUUUUUUUUUCAGUCAUUUCUUUUCAGGUGCAGUAGAUCUUUUCUAAAUUGUGUUAUUGCCGAAUGUUCAAGUAGUUUCUUUUUAUUUGGGGAGCGGAGAUGAGCCUGUGAUGAGACACAGAGUCAACUUACCGCCACCCCUUCAAUAUUAUUCAUAUGAUUUGUAUUAUUAUUAUUAUUAUUAUUAUUAUGAUUGCGCAUGUCUGUAAAUGGACCUAUGAUAUUAUUAAACAACAUACAUGGAAUUCUACAAA